Molecule: messenger RNA, 831 nt
Organism: Planococcus citri (citrus mealybug)
Lineage: Eukaryota; Metazoa; Arthropoda; Insecta; Hemiptera; Pseudococcidae
Exons: 4
Coding region: 51-674 (207 amino acids)
Source: RefSeq, a predicted model, not a curated record
CCCGAAAACUGUGUUCAUUCAGUAAUCAUCAUUUAGGUACCUACCUACCUAUGUUGAACAUCAGAAUGUUGUGGUUUUAUAUUUCAAGUUUACUUUUACAUUUCGUUGUAUUAAUUUCAACCGAGUCUUAUCAUCAUUCAUCUGUGGGCGAAUAUUACGUUGAAUGGAGAGAGGUAGGACCAUGCGCACCGGAAAAAAGAGGUACAAAUGAAAUUUCCGCCAAUGUACGUCUUACUAAACGGAAUCGGAAACCUGAGAUGGUUGGUAAUACAACAUUACUGAUAGAUUUCGAUGAAAGUAUCGGUGCGAAAUUAAACUUCUAUAUUCUCGGUUCUAAUCUAGCCUGGCUACCGAACGCUUACAGCAUGACGUUUCCAAUAGGAUGCUCUGGUAUAUUAAGUUUACUGGGAGAAGGUUGGAUUGAAUUCAUGAAGAAUAUGAAUAUGCCCCCUAGAUGUCCUAUGAGGAAGGGUGUUUAUGAAGUGAGAAAUUUCGAUGUAAAUAAAUUAUUGCAGAAUUCAGCAUUUCCGAAAACGUUUAUUUAUGGUCGUUACAAAAUAACAGUUGAGACGAUCAGAAAAAAUGUGGUCGUAGGAUGUUCAUAUUUUAGUGCCGAUGUACUUCCACUUUGGCAAAAGGACAGAAUGAAGAAAAAACAGUCAAAGAAUGAUUGAGUCAAGUCAGAUGUUUCGAAAAAAUAAACCUUUCGGUUCUAAUAAUGAUUAAAUUUUAAUAAUUUACUCGAGUUUAUUAUUUUUUGAUAUUAAUUUUCAAUUUUUACCUCAAAAAAGUAUACCUACCUAUGAAUGUAAACGUGACGACUUUGAACUA